GAAAUUCAAGGAUGCCAAACUUGAUUACUGUAUGAAAAUAAAGCUAGCAAGAGACAUAAACAUAGGCUAUAAAAAGGCCAAGUUCUCAGUUUAGAUUUGCAAUUGGAAAUGGAGCUGCUUUACAAUCCAUUUUUUCAAUCUCUUAUUCUCCUUGUCUGCCUUCUGAUUUGGCUUAAACCAGCAAAAGGGAAAAAGCUGAAUUUGCCUCCAUCACCGCCCAAGUUACCAAUUAUUGGCAACAUUCAUCAACUAGGCAAACUUCCCCACUGCUCUCUCCGUGAUCUCUCUAGGAAGUAUGGUUCUCUCUUGCUUCUACAAUUGGGUUAUAAUCCAACUUUAGUGGUUUCAUCAGCCGAGAUGGUUAGAGAGAUUGUCAAAAAUCAUGAUGUUGUUUUCUCCAACAGACCAAGAACCACAGCAGCAAAUAUCAUACUUAAAGGAUGCAGGGAUGUGGGUUUUGCACCUUAUGGUGAGUACUGGAGACAACUUCGGAAGAUCUUUGUUCUUGAGCUUCUGAGCAACCGAAGAGUACAUUCAUUCCAGUAUGCCAGAGACGACGAAGUAGAAUCUCUUAUCAACAAAAUCAGUCGUGCUUCUGUUAAAGGAGAGUCCAUUAAUCUGACUGAUAUUCUGGUGAACGUUUCACAUAACGUGGUUUCCAGAUGUGUUCUUAGUGGGAGAAGUGAAGAAGGAGAAGACAGUCACAGCAAGUUCGGAGAGUUGGCGAGAAGGGUGAUGGUUCUCUUUAUGAGUUUCUGUGUCGGUGAUAUGUUUCCAUACUUGAGGUGGCUGGAUGUGCUCACUGGAUAUGUUCCAAGUUUGAAAGCAGCAUCUGGUGAUUUAGAUAAAUUUUUUGAUCUGAUAAUUAAGGAACAUAGAGCUUUAAAAAAUCAUGAUGAGGUUACCAAUAAGAAAGAUUUCAUUUCUAUUAUUCUCCAACUCCAAAAGGAUGGCAUGCUUGAGAUGGAUCUCAGUCAAGACGACAUCCAAGCAGUCAUACUCGUUAGUCAACUCUCCUUUGACAUGUUUCUUGGAGGAACAGAUACCACUGCAACGACAUUAGAAUGGAUGAUGGCUGAACUCCUAAAGCAUCCAAAUAUCAUGGAAAAGGUUCAGGAAGAGAUAAGAAAUGUGGUGGGAAAGAAACCAAAGGUAGACGUGGAUGACAUCGGUAAAAUGGAAUAUUUAAAAUGUGUCAUCAAAGAAACUUUUAGACUACAUCCACCUGUUCCUCUCCUGCUUCCUAGAGAAACAUCAGCAAAUCUUAAAUUGGGAGGUUAUGAUGUUCCUUCCGAUGUUACAGUCUUUAUCAAUGUAUGGGCUAUUCAAAGAGAUCCCAAAUGGUGGGAAAAACCAGAGGAGUUCAUCCCAGAGAGGUUCGAGAAUAGCUCUGUUGAUUACAAAGGUCAAGAUUUCCAGUUCAUCCCAUUUGGUUUUGGAAGAAGGGGCUGCCCUGGGCUGCUAUUUGGAGUUGCUUCUGUUGAGUAUGUGAUUGCCAACCUCCUAUAUUUGUUUGAUUGGAAGCUGCCUGAUGGUGAAAUUGGGAAGAACUUGGACAUGACUGAACUUUAUGGUCUAACAGUUAACAAGAAAUUCCCUCUUCAUGUUCUACCUAUAUCUCAUGUAAUGUGA
Molecule: messenger RNA, 1632 nt
Organism: Durio zibethinus
Lineage: Eukaryota; Viridiplantae; Streptophyta; Magnoliopsida; Malvales; Malvaceae
Source: RefSeq, a predicted model, not a curated record